UAAUGAUGUAAAGCAGUACAGGCUGCAGUCAGCGGGUAAACUGAAGCAGUGUAACUGUAAAGAGAUACUCCAGCUCUCCACCGGCAGGCUGUUGUGCGCAGCGGCCGCGCGCGUCUCAUUAACAGGAUCAUUUUACAAGCGUCAAACAAACAGUGUCCCAAUCUGUCCGGAGUUAAAGUCAGAGCCGGGCGCAGACGGGUGGAGUGAAGUGGAGGAUUUCAGACCCGAUCAGCAGCUCACACCGACUGAAGGAGAACAAACAUGCCGAGGUCUUUUCUGGUGAAGAGUAAACGGGCCCACAGCUACCACCAGCCCCGCUACCUGGACGAUGUCUGCAGUGGGCUGGAUUCGAUCCUGGCUCAAGCGUGCGUGGAGACCAAAUCUCAGGCGGAGAACUUGGAGCCGCAUGAGGAUGUGAGCGCCGGCGCAGACAGUCUGUCCCCCGGGUCCCGGCUGCUGUCUCCGGGGUCGCUGUCCUCCAGCUCCCCGCUGAGCUGUGAAGGCAGCGUGUGUGACCGAUCCCCCGACUGUGAUUUCUGGCGUCCCCCGUCUCCCUCCUCGUCACCAGAUUCAGAGAAGUGCUCCACUCCAGCAGCGGAGGACGGUCACCACUUCAACAUCCCCCUCUUCCCUUACUCCUGGUCGGCAUACACCGGCUCCGAGCUGCGGCACCUGGUCCAGAGACCCUACCACCACCACCAGGGCCACAGAGAGCCGAACUCACCCGUCAGCAUCUAUGGACCAGAGGACAGCGGCACCGAGCAGCUUUACGCACAGCGAGGUCCUGUGGCCGGAUGCUACCAGGAUUAUCCCUCAACGGCCCAACACAUCCGCAGGAUGCGGGACACAGAGGAGCUGUAUGUGGAUGUAAAGCAGAAGCCCCCAAGUGCGGAGAUCAAGUCUGAGAACGAGUUAAUCUGCGCCCACUUCGAGUCCGAUGGAUCAUACAAGUGCAUUAAAUGUUACAAGGUGUUCUCCACACCUCACGGUUUGGAGGUUCAUGUGCGACGGUCGCACAGCGGGACGCGGCCGUUUGAGUGCGGGAUCUGCGGGAAAACCUUCGGCCACGCGGUGAGCCUGGAUCAGCACAGAGCGGUUCACUCCCAGGAGAGAAGUUUCAGCUGUAAAAUCUGCGGCAAAAGCUUCAAGCGCUCCUCCACACUGUCCACGCACCUGCUCAUCCACUCGGACACGCGGCCUUACCCGUGCCAGUACUGCGGGAAGAGGUUCCACCAGAAGUCAGACAUGAAAAAACACACUUUCAUCCACACAGGAGAGAAGCCGCACAAGUGCCAGGUGUGCGGGAAGGCCUUCAGUCAGAGCUCCAACCUGAUCACGCACAGCAGGAAACACACGGGCUUCAAACCGUUCGGCUGUGACUUGUGCGGGAAAGGCUUCCAGAGGAAAGUGGACCUGAGGAGACACAAGGAGACGCAGCACGGACUGAAAUGAACUCAUGUCGACGCUUUAUCAAAUCCUGCACUUUUAAUAUAUUGACCAUACAAAUGGAUGAUCCUGAUUUAUUUUAUUCUAUUUUAUUUCACUGUUUGUUGCAUUUUCCCCUUUUCCUUAAAAAAUGUAGUUCAUUAUUUAGCCUGAGAUAUUCUGAUUGGUUUUAUGGAAAUUAACUUUAUUUAUCGAGUGUUUUUAAAUUAUUAAUAUUAAAAAGUAGAAUAGUUUUAAAUGUCCACAUUCUUUAAAAUUAAGAAUUAAGCUGUUUAAAUGUUGUCAAUGUAUGUUGAGAAAUUGAAAAUUAACUUCUGAAGAAAAUGUUUAUCAUAAUUUAAUAGUUUUUAAGUUUCGACCGACAGUAACACAUUAAAAAAACUGAAUACAUUUAUCCAAAA
This is a messenger RNA of Hippoglossus stenolepis (Pacific halibut), 1847 nucleotides long. It is a transcript of the gene gfi1aa, whose product is annotated as growth factor independent 1A transcription repressor a. The record is from RefSeq and is a predicted model, not a curated record. Lineage: Eukaryota; Metazoa; Chordata; Actinopteri; Pleuronectiformes; Pleuronectidae. The transcript has 7 exons. Gene Ontology annotation, cellular component: nucleus. Bases 262 to 1452 code for a protein of 396 amino acids.